CAAUUUUUGAUUUGUCAAGAUCUUCAUGAAUAGAUUUCACAAGCUAGAUAAGAUGACUUCCACCCGAUGCGCGGUAUGCAAGUAUUUUAGACGAAGAUGUCCUCCAGAUUGCAUUUUUGCACCAUAUUUUCCUAAUAAUGACCCACAAAAGUUCACUUGCGUUCAUAGAUUCUAUGGUGCUAGUAACAUUGGCAAAAUGCUCGAGGAAAUGCAUGUGCACCUACGGGCAGACGCAGUAGAUUCGUUGUACUACGAAGCCAAAUGUAGAAUACAAGAUCCUGUAUACGGUUGUGUUGGAAUAAUAUCAUCAUUGCAUCAACAAAUCCAAAUAGCACAAAGCCAACUAGCUAAAGCUCAAGCCGAACUUUCUUUUCUUGAUGCUAACUUAGCAGCAGCCGAACCUACACCGAACCAUUCUGAGCCAUUGGUUCAACCAAAUGGUGUCGUCGAUCAUGGCCUAGAUGACCCUUUAAACAAUUGGUUUUACUAGAUGUCAUUGAA
Messenger RNA from Helianthus annuus (common sunflower), 501 nucleotides. Its product is annotated as LOB domain-containing protein 24. The record is from RefSeq and is a predicted model, not a curated record. The transcript is spliced from 2 exons. Lineage: Eukaryota; Viridiplantae; Streptophyta; Magnoliopsida; Asterales; Asteraceae. Bases 26 to 490 code for a protein of 154 amino acids.